Panonychus citri (citrus red mite) is the source of this 1404-nucleotide messenger RNA. RefSeq names its product IDLSRF-like peptide. NCBI's taxonomy places the organism in Eukaryota, Metazoa, Arthropoda, Arachnida, Trombidiformes, Tetranychidae. The record is from RefSeq and is a predicted model, not a curated record. Gene Ontology annotation, molecular function: protein binding. Bases 551 to 1168 code for a protein of 205 amino acids. The transcript is spliced from 4 exons.
AGCAUUAUAUCCGGUUACAAGUUGAUAACUCAAUCCAUAACUGAAGGUAAAUCCAAAUUUGUAAGGAGUUUUAUCAUAAUCUAAAUCUACAGUUCGAAACUUUUGUUUUUUGUUCGUUUUCUCGAUUGUUUUUGUCCUGAUCAACUUUUCGUCUCGCUCGUCUCUCCUAACAAAAUCGAGAAAGAAAAGGUCACAAAAAAAGAUCAGAAUCCUCAGUGCUUCUUCCCAUUACCAGGUAACCAACCAUCAUCUUCAUCCUCAUCAUCGUUAUCACCUAAUUAACUUGUGGAUUAAAUUGAAACUGGAUAAACUAGAUAAUCAUUUUCUGUGCCCAAAGAAAUUAUUGUGUCAGUUGAAAUUUUUAAAUACAAAUUGAAACUUUAAUUUGCUAAUUGAACCUGAAAGAAGAAAUAAAAAGUUAAUCACUCAAUCAAUUAUCAUCGAUAUUAUUUCCAUAUCUCCCUCUCACACUCUCAUCGAUAUUACAAUCAACUCCAACGAAAUUGAUUCUGAUACAAUCGAUUCGAUAUUCAUAUUAAGUUAAAAAGAGAUGAAAAUGCUUCUUAGAGCCUCGCAUAUCAAUGUUAUCGUUUUCGUUUUGUUCGGAUUGGCCCGUGGCGCUUAUCUUAUCGAUUUUUCUCACGUUUUCCAUCGAAACUUGGCAAACGUUAAACGCGAAGUUGAUACAGAGCGAUGUCGACCAACCGAGCCAUUCCGUUGUCCGGGUAAAGAAAAUGUAUGCAUAUCUAUACAAUAUCUAUGUGAUGGGGCACCCGAUUGUAAGGAUAAUUACGAUGAAGAUCCGAGACUUUGUACGGCGGCUAAAAGACCUCCAAUCGAUGAGACUGCUAAUUUCCUACAAACACUAUUAACUCAACAUGGACCAAAUUACUUGGAAAAAUUGUUUGGUCGUAAAGCCAGAGAUGCACUCGAACCACUCGGUGGUGUUCAAAAAGUUGCCGAAGCUUUAUCAGAAAGUGAAACAUUGAUGGACUUUGGUAAAGCUUUACAUCUAAUGCGAAGCGAUUUGGAUCAUCUUCGAGAUGUAUUCGUCGCAGUCGAAUCUGGUGAUCUGAGUUUACUUAAAUCGCUCGGGAUUAAAGACACCGAAUUAGCUGAUCUCAAGUUUUUCUUAGAUAAACUCGUUAGCACUGGAUUUUUAGAUUAACGCCAAUAUCCCUAAUCCGUUAUAACCUUUAAUCCAAAGAAUCAGAUCCAAUCAACAGCAUGAAAAAGCAUCACCAUUAACAACCAGUUAUCAACAAUCAACUAAACCGAUAACAGAGUGAAAAGGAAUAAAAUAAUAAUAAUCAACAACAACAAUCAAAUUAACAAUCAAAGAGACAAGACAAUGAAAUCGAUUGAUAAUUAAAUUAAACACGAAAGAAAUUAAAGAAAAAAAAA